Acanthoscelides obtectus is the source of this 1385-nucleotide messenger RNA. NCBI's taxonomy places the organism in Eukaryota, Metazoa, Arthropoda, Insecta, Coleoptera, Chrysomelidae. The record is from the annotation of a GenBank genome assembly.
CGUACACCUGACAGUUGUGACACUUGUUUUUGUGGUUAGAAAAAAGUUUUGCCGGUAAAACGAGUUUGAAAAAGUUGAAACGGAAGGCACGUGAAGUGAUAUAAUUAUCGAGUACGAUUUAAAAGGAACCAAUAAAACAAGCUGUGAUUAUACUUCAGAAAUCUUGAUUCUAGUCAAUGAACUACUAUGGGGGAUCUACACGUAAUUUGCCAUGAAAUCCCAAAACUCGUGAGUACAACAUGUUUCAAACAAUGUAUCCUCCAUGUUAUAUCAAAAUUUCUUGUAGGAGUUGCACGCACAUUUAAACGGGUCCUUGACUGAAACAUGUUUGAAAAAAUUGAAAUGUCUAGACUCGUCAAUAAAAGGAUACCAAAGAAUGACAGAAGUCUUAAACAAAUCUCAAAGAAGUCUCUCUGAAUGUUUUGAAGUGUUUAAAAUAGCUCACAAUGCCACCAACAAUGUAGAAGCUGUUUUCGCAGCUACACAAUCUGUGAUCUCAGAUUUCCACAUGGACCAUGUUGUGUAUUUGGAGCUGCGAACCACACCCAGAGCUGGACAAGACAUGAGUAAGGAAGACUACAUAGCAGCAGUGGUGACGGCUAUCCUGGCAAACCCCUUAGAGAUCAUUGUAAAGCUGAUCCUAUCUAUUGAUAGACGAAAUAGCAUAGAACAGUCUCUUGAUAGCUUAAAUGUGAUAUUGAAGAUGAAAUUGAAGUAUCCUGAUGUGAUAGUAGGAAUAGAUUUUAGUGGCAAUCCUGCAGAAGGAGAAUUCAAUGAAGAUUUAUUUAAAAAAGCAAGAGAAGGUGGACUAAAAACAUCAAUACAUUGUGGAGAAAUUAGGAAUGAUGAGGAAAUAGAAAAGAUCUUGAAAUUUGGGCCUGAUAGGCUUGGGCAUGCAACAUUUUUGCAUCCUGAAUAUGAAGGCAAUCCGAACAACUGGAAAUUAUACCUUGAGAAAAAAAUUCCCGUAGAGUGCUGCCUUACCUCUAAUGUGAUAUGUGGAACUACAAAGAGCUAUCCAGAACAUCACAUUCGUGAGUGGAUCAGGAAUUCUUUACCUCAUUGCAUAUGUACUGAUGACAAAGGAGUCUUUGGUACAAGCCUUACAAAAGAGUACACACUGGUAGCAGAACACCACGGCCUAAAACCAAAAGACUUGUGGCAGACAACUUGUAAUUCUGUAGAUUAUAUAUUCGCUUCAGAUGAUAUCAAAACACGUCUAAAAGUAAAACUGAUGAACUGGUAUAAUAAACAUGAAAGACAGCUGUGCAGGUUUUGAGACUGAUACGUGUAUGCUAAAGGUUUUUCUAUAAGAAAUAAAAAAAUUAUGUUUUUCAAUGCAGAAUGUAUUUUUCUAUGGUAAUUAAAUUGAUAUUAAUUUUCUU